AUGGGGAACACCAAGAGCAGCGCUCUGUCCAAGGAGCUCCUGGAGGACCUCAAAUCCAACACCAAGUACUCGGAGGCGGAGCUGUGCAGCUGGUACCAGUCCUUCCUGAAGGAGUGCCCCGGCGGCAAGAUCAGCAAGGCGCAGUUCGAGGGCAUCUACGCCAGCUUCUUCCACGCCGACCCCACGGCGUACGCCCGCCACGUGUUCCGCAGCUUCGACACCAACGCCGACGGCACGCUGGACUUCAAGGAGUACAUCGUGGCGCUGCACCUGACGUCCGGCGGGAAGACCCUGCAGAAGCUGGAGUGGGCCUUCGCCCUGUACGACGUGGACGGCAACGGAACCAUCAGCAAGAGCGAGAUCCUGGAGAUCGUCCGGUCGAUUUUCAACAUGAUUCCCGCCGACGACCAGAAAAACCUCCCGGAGGACGAGAACACGCCGGAGAAGAGGGCCGAGAAGAUCUGGGAGUUUUUCGGGAAGAAGGAGAACGAUAAGAUCUCGGAGGGCGAGUUCAUCCAGGGCGUCAUGGACAACAAGGACAUCCUGCGGCUGAUCCAGUACGACGAGCCGCAGAAGAUCAGGACAAGCUGAGGGAGAAGCAG
Molecule: messenger RNA, 602 nt
Organism: Salarias fasciatus (jewelled blenny)
Lineage: Eukaryota; Metazoa; Chordata; Actinopteri; Blenniiformes; Blenniidae
Gene: rcvrna
Product: recoverin a
Exons: 3
Coding region: 1-591 (196 amino acids)
Molecular function (GO): calcium ion binding
Source: RefSeq, a predicted model, not a curated record